Aspergillus thermomutatus is the source of this 3444-nucleotide messenger RNA. RefSeq lists its product as uncharacterized. Gene Ontology annotation, molecular function: iron ion binding; oxidoreductase activity, acting on paired donors, with incorporation or reduction of molecular oxygen; heme binding. The record is from RefSeq and is a predicted model, not a curated record. The transcript has 11 exons. NCBI's taxonomy places the organism in Eukaryota, Fungi, Ascomycota, Eurotiomycetes, Eurotiales, Aspergillaceae. The coding region runs from base 1 to 3444 and encodes 1147 amino acids.
AUGCCUCCCAGAAUGACCUCAGGACCGUCGCUGUGCCGCAAAAUCUACAACUCGUCGCUAAGCGAGUUCGGUGUCAUGGGAUACGAGUAUGGCUACACGCUGGCGGAUCCGAAUGUCCCGGCGAAUCUCUUCCAUGUGCUGCGGCGCCAAAUCCAUCGAGAGUUCAGAAAGCCGUUGUUCAUCCUCUUCUCCAAGUCGUUGUUGAGACACCCUCUGGCACGAUCUGACAUUGAAGAGUUUGUUGGCGAAAGACAGUUUCAACCGCUCCUCGACGACCCGGAGCAUGAGCGAGCCACAAUCAACCCGCCUGAAGAGAUCAACCGUGUGAUCUUCUGCUCUGGCCAGCCAUCACCCGUUCGAAGAACUGCAUCCCUUCCCUGGGCCCAAGUCAGAGACAAUUUGGAUCGGUAUCCUCACGCAACCGACAUCGUCUGGUCUCAAGAAGAGCCCCUCAAUGGAGACGCAGGGAGCCAUAUCAUGCGCCGCUUCGACGCCAUCUUCGGGCAGACUGUACACCACAGUGGGAAACUGAUCCGUUUUGCAGGUCGGGACCCGAUUGCCAGCGUGGCAGUGGGAUCCAAAGCCCUGCAUGUAGAGCAGGAACGACGGGUGAUGCGAGAUGCAUUCGACAUGCCACCAGACGGACUGGUUGGCAUAGGAAAUACGAUCGACUUUACGCUGGCUAACCAGAGACUCGAUCAUCAGCCUCGUGCGGAACAGUCUUCCUUUGUCGGUCCAGUGUUGUCCGUGAUUGGUCUUGUGUGGGCGACGGGUCAAUGGAUGCAUCAACUUGUCGCGCCAGGACACUCCACCUUCCCGAUUUCAUUGGAACUCGGAGAUACAGCAGUUGUUAGCCUCGAUCCCAAGACUGGCCAAAUCUGGCUUGUGGCUCCAUGCAUUCUGACGUAUCUGAUCCGGUUUGAUCAAUCGGAUAAGAUCAUUGCAUCGUCCAAGCUCUCAAGAAUGGAAUCGGUCGUCCCCAUUGCACUGGCCAUCGUUCUUGUGUGGUGCUGUUUGCAUCUGAUACGCCGUCGAACACCCCAACUCCCUUUGCCUCCAGGCCCCACCCUUCUCUCCGGACCAUUUCCUGAAAAAGAUAUCGCGACCACAUUUCGAAAAUGGAAUCAAAGGUACGGCCCUGUUAUGAGCUUCAAGGUUGGAAGCCGUACGUUUGUCGUCCUCGGAACUCGUCAAGCCGCACAGGAUCUGCUGGAGAAGCGAGGCAGCAUCUACAGCUCUCGACCGCCCUCAGUAUGGAUGGACGAGUACCUCAACAAGGGACUGGCGGCAGCAUUCAUGCCGUAUGGCCCUGAAUGGAGGUUGAACCGACGUUUGCAUGGCUCGCUGCUGAGUGCUCAUCACACCACUGCAUAUCGUCAUUUGCAAGAUAUCCAAAGCAAGCAUCUCCUGCACGAGUUUCUCUCGACCGACGAUUUCUCCCACUCCUUUCAUCAAUACACGUCGAAUGUGAUGUUUACGCUGGUGUACGGAAAAGGAAGAGGCAAGGACGACGAUGACCACCGGAGAUUGGAGCAAAUCAACCAAAUGGCUGGUUUUGUGUUGCAAGGGGCGUCUUGCUGGGCCAUCCUUAUCGACUUGUUCCCGGUUCUAGACCGUCUACCCCGGAUCUUCUGGAGAUGGAGAAGUGAAGUCGCUAGAUUGCAUGAUAAGACCAUGAUUGUGUAUCGAGAAUGCUGCGAGGAGGCUCUUGCUGCAGAUUGCUGGAACUGGAGCAAGGAAGUCACACAGAAAAAGGAUGUCAUGCAGCUGCCUUGGGACAAUGUAUGUUACUCGCUUGGGGAACUGUACGUGGCAGGCAUUCAUACGACCAAAAUGGUGCUGGACCUGUUUGUCCUGGUGACCACCUUGUAUCCCGACGUGGCAAGCAAGGCACAGCAGGAGCUUGAUUCUGUGGUGGGUGCAGAUCGAUUGCCGUCAUUCGACGACAUAGAAGGUCUGCCGUAUAUCAAUGCGAUCAUUUCCGAGCUUCUGCGAUGGCGGCCCAUAUCCCCUAUUGCCGUGCCACAUGCGGCGAUACAAGACGACGAGUACAUGGGAUAUUCCAUUCCCCGAGGGGCAACGGUCAUUGCCAAUCAAUUUGGUAUGAACAUGGACGAUACAGUGUUCAAUGACCCUUCCAGCUUUCGCCCAGAACGGUAUCUAGAGAAUCCAGGGCUUCCUGUCUCGGCCUUUGGCUUUGGCCGGAGAGCAUGUCCAGGUCAUCGCCUGGCUCGAUCAAGCUUGUUCAUUGUCAUUUCGCGUUUACUAUGGGGUUUCAAUAUCACAGCCGCAGACAAGGAGCCACUGGAUGAGGAUUCCUUGCCGGCUUCAGUCAAGGCCACAUUCCGAGUUCGGAGUCCUCACAGACAAAAGAUCAUCGAAAGAAAUUGGACGUUGGCAGAGAAGGAUGAGCGCAUAAUUCUGACAGAGAUUGAAUCCAAAAUGCACGGACAUCCUGAUCUGUUUCCUGCCUCUGAGGUUUAUCUUGAGAUAUCUGAGGAGGUGCUUCUGGCAGGCUUCCUCCAGGCCAUGUCUGAAGUAGCUACCGCCGUCGAGACCCAAGUGGUCAACAUUCAGGGCGAGACAGACCCACGGGCCGAAGAUAGAUUUCGCACUGUUCUUGCUGGCGAUGGCCCCCGGAAGGACGUAUUGGCGCAUAUAUUCUACACCAAAGUAGCAGAGGAUGGGGUCAAGCCUACGGAGAAAGAUUUGCCGUUCCUGAAGCCCGAGUUCACAGACGACAGAACAGUCGUUAUCCAUGAUGCUCGAGGCCUGGACAAGACUGUCGACGAGAACGGAUUCGAGUACUUCAGCCAUCCGAAGCCAGAUGCCGACUAUUCGAAUGACGACAGUAUCAGACGGGUCUACUAUCCAGCCAUGAUGCAGAUGAUCAAGGAGAAGUUCGGCGCUUCCGAAGUGAUGAUCUUCAAUCACCGCGUCCGCAACGUCCCCUACAGCACCAAAUAUGGCACCGAUUACAAUUCGUACAAUGGUCCCGUGCUUCGGCCACAUGUGGAUUUCGCCCCCGUUCACGCCCCGAUGUUUAUCAGGAAAAUCCGGCCACAGACAUACCAGGAGUACGAAGGGCGACGAUGGCAAGUCAUCAACUUCUGGCGUCCCCUCAGCACCAUCUUGAGGGACCCCCUCACCGUGGCGGAUGCACGCACCGUUCCUGAAACGGAUGAACUAGUGCACGUCGCCUACCAGGGGACGCCGCAUCAGACCGAGUCCUUUCUCACCAUGGGAGGGGUGGAGGGGCUGCAUCAGUGGUACUAUUAUCCAGAGCAGAAGCCGGAUGAGGUGCUUGCAUUCAAGAUUUACGAUAGUGCGCCGAAACAUGCCGAUGCACGAAUCGUUCCUCAUACCAGCUUUCGGUGGUUAGAUGUGCAGGAUGCUCCUACGCGGUACAGCAUCGAAGUGAGGUGUUUUCUCGCGUAUGACUAG